This is a messenger RNA of Cyprinodon tularosa, 1815 nucleotides long. It is a transcript of the gene mutyh, whose product is annotated as mutY DNA glycosylase. Gene Ontology annotation, biological process: base-excision repair; mismatch repair. Lineage: Eukaryota; Metazoa; Chordata; Actinopteri; Cyprinodontiformes; Cyprinodontidae. Gene Ontology annotation, cellular component: nucleus. The record is from RefSeq and is a predicted model, not a curated record. Gene Ontology annotation, molecular function: purine-specific mismatch base pair DNA N-glycosylase activity; 4 iron, 4 sulfur cluster binding; oxidized purine DNA binding. The coding region runs from base 1 to 1635 and encodes 544 amino acids. The transcript has 16 exons.
AUGGGUAAAGUUUUAUCGAACACAGUGUUUAUCUCCUGUUUGCAGAGUUCAAUAAUGAGCAGGUUACGAUUAGCAGCUGCCAAAGGUCAAAAAGCUCGCGUGGAGACACUGGAAAAAAGUAUUCAACCCCGGAAGAGAUUAAAAACAUCAUUGAAACAAGAGCCAGACACUCUGUGUCCAUCUUCUUCAUAUCACUCAUUCUCUGAUCCUGCUGAGGUUGUGCAGCUGCGAUCUCAGCUCCUUCACUGGUAUGACCGAGAGAAGAGAGAGCUGCCAUGGAGGACUCUGGCUAUAACAGAAUCAGACAUUAACAUCAGGACAUAUGCAGUGUGGGUUUCAGAAAUAAUGCUGCAGCAGACCCAAGUUGCAACAGUCAAAGACUACUAUAACAGAUGGAUGAAGAGGUGGCCCACAGUGCAGGAUCUCGGUUCUGCUACAAUAGAGGAGGUAAACCAGAUGUGGGCGGGGCUCGGCUACUAUUCCAGAGGAAGAAGGCUGCAUGAAGGAGCCCAGAAGGUUGUCUCAGAGCUAGAGGGACAAAUGCCUCGGACUGUUGAGGACCUGCUGAAACAGUUGCCUGGCGUUGGACGCUACACGGCUGCAGCCAUCGGGUCUAUUGCUCUGGGGCAGGUCACUGGUGCCGUAGAUGGGAAUGUGAUUCGGGUGCUGUGUCGACUGAGGGCCAUUGGAGCUGACAGCACGAGUCCCACAGUAACAGAGGCUCUUUGGAGUCUUGCUAAUUUGCUGGUGGAUCCAAAGAGGCCUGGAGACUUCAACCAGGCCAUGAUGGAGCUGGGAGCACGAGUCUGCACCCCCAAAGGACCCCUGUGCAGCCAGUGUCCUGUCCAGUCUCACUGUCACUCGUAUCACAAGGUUCAUUUAAAACAGGAGCAAAAUGCGAAGAAGCUUUUAGGAAAGAUGGACAUUCCAGAUAUUGAAGACUGCAAGCACAGUGGAGCUUGUUCCCUGUGUCCCUCGGAGCCGUGGGACGAUCAGCUGGGCGUCCAGAACUUCCCCAGAAAGCCAGCCAAGAAAGCUCCCCGGGUGGAGCGAACGCUGACCUGCGUGGUCACCAGGCCCGGAGAGGAUGGCGAGGAGUAUCUACUGGUACAGAGACCAGACAAAGGUUUGCUGGCAGGUUUGUGGGAGUUCCCCAGUCUGCUACAGCAGGAGUCCAACGCUGAGGUGAAACAUAGGAAGGCGCUAUGUGAAGAAGUCAACAGAAUACUGAGAAGCUGCUUGAAUGAACAUUUACUCCAGUAUGUGGGAGAGGUGGUGCACAUCUUCUCCCACAUUCAUCAGACCUACGUGGUUUACAGUCUGUGCUUAAAGGAGAAGGAUGCUACACAACUACAGACUGAAAAGGAGAAGUGGAUGUCUGGAUCUGGCCUACAGGAAGCUGCUGUGUCCACAGGGCUAAAAAAGAUCCUGAAGCUCUUUCAUUCUGUGAACAGUUUGAAGGACAAAAACUCAAAGGAUGGAAAAAGACAAAAGCCUGAAGGUCUAAAAGAUGGCAAGAGGUCACAGAGAACAAAGAAGAGUAAAAUGACUGCAGCUGAUGGAGGCAGACAGCGAUCUCUGAGUUCCUUCUUUAAACCUGUAAAAAAAGAAGAAGAAGAAGAAGAAGACAGCUAGAGUCCCUACGGCUGUCCAUCAUGUUAGAUGUGGAGUUUCUUUAAAACUACAGAUUUUUAAUCAAGUGGCAUUUUUUAUACCCUCUGUAUAUUCAUAUAGGACUAUAUGUAGAUUAUUUCAUGUUUUUAUUAUACAUUUGAAAUCUAAUCCUCAUUAUAAUAAAAAGUGUUGAAGAUUAAA